AUGGCUUUGCUUGCUUUCAUAGCUCUACUACUACGAGCCCACCAGCAGCAGUUGGAAACACUUUGUUUCGUCACAGUUCUUAAGCACAUUUCUCUCGUUUCUGGAGCUCUUACUUGCGAUUUACUCCUCUUGAUACUCUGCCCUGCCUUUGGAUACUUUGUGUUGAUCUUUUGUGGAGCUGUCAUACUUGUGAGGGCACUCCUUGGAUCCUACCAGCAAAUUCUUGGUCGGUUGCUAGAAGUUGCAGCCAUCGCAGCAAUAGCAAGAGACCUGAUCAUGCAUUUUUUCCAUGGAUCAAGUCCGCAGGAGGCUCAUAAUCAGGCAUAUAGCAUGAUUUCUCAAUCAAUUACCAAUGUUUUUACAAAUCACAACUCGACUGAUCAAGGUGGUGGGGAUCACACUACAAUUCAAAUUGUUAGUGUGUAA
Molecule: messenger RNA, 426 nt
Organism: Dovyalis caffra
Lineage: Eukaryota; Viridiplantae; Streptophyta; Magnoliopsida; Malpighiales; Salicaceae
Source: the annotation of a GenBank genome assembly